Molecule: messenger RNA, 360 nt
Organism: Torulaspora delbrueckii
Lineage: Eukaryota; Fungi; Ascomycota; Saccharomycetes; Saccharomycetales; Saccharomycetaceae
Gene: RPS20
Product: 40S ribosomal protein uS10
Exons: 1
Coding region: 1-360 (119 amino acids)
Biological process (GO): translation
Cellular component (GO): ribosome; cytosolic small ribosomal subunit
Molecular function (GO): structural constituent of ribosome
Source: RefSeq, a predicted model, not a curated record
AUGUCUGACUUCCAAAAAGAGAAAGGUGAGGAGCAAGAGCAACCUCAAAUCAUCAAGAUCAGAAUUACUUUGACCUCCACCAAGGUUAAGCAAUUGGAGAACGUUUCUAACAACAUUGUUAAGAACGCUGAACAACACAAGUUGGUUAAGAAGGGUCCAGUUAGAUUGCCUACCAAGGUCUUGAAGAUCUCUACCAGAAAGACUCCAAAUGGUGAAGGUUCUAAGACCUGGGACACUUACGAGAUGAGAAUCCACAAGAGAUACAUCGACUUGGAAGCUCCAGUCCCAAUCGUCAAGAGAAUCACUCAAAUCACCAUUGAACCUGGUGUGGAUGUCGAAGUUGUCGUUGCCAAGAACUAA